Molecule: messenger RNA, 3501 nt
Organism: Exaiptasia diaphana
Lineage: Eukaryota; Metazoa; Cnidaria; Anthozoa; Actiniaria; Aiptasiidae
Product: glutamine-dependent NAD(+) synthetase
Exons: 8
Coding region: 142-2658 (838 amino acids)
Biological process (GO): NAD+ biosynthetic process
Cellular component (GO): cytoplasm
Molecular function (GO): glutaminase activity; ATP binding; NAD+ synthase (glutamine-hydrolyzing) activity
Source: RefSeq, a predicted model, not a curated record
GUUGUUUUAUGUUCAAAACUCUUUCUAUUUACAGAUUUAUUCCAACAUUCUGCGAGACAUAUCUAUUUAGAAGGCUUUAGAAKUUUCAUUGUUAAAAUUUCUAUCUGAUUCUAGAAAAUCAGAGGAGUUUUUGAAGUGAAAAUGAGGCGACGUGUAACGCUUGCGUCGUGCUGUYUAAAUCAGUGGGCCUUGGACUUCGAAGGAAAUGUCAAACGAAUUAUUGAAAGCAUUCAAAUUGCCAAAGAUCGUGGAGCAUCAUACAGACUAGGACCAGAGCUUGAAAUAUGUGGCUAUGGCUGUUCGGAUCAUUUUUAUGAGAGCGACACAUUGACGCACUCUUUGCAAGGACUUGCUUACUUAUUGAAGUCCCCUUUAACUCAUGGUCUCAUAUGCGAUGUUGGGAUGCCUUUGUUAUACAAAAAUGUACGUUAUAACUGUCGAGUUAUAUUUGUGAAUGGAAAGAUCCUUCUUAUUCGACCUAAAAUGACACUAUGCAAUGAUGGAAAUUAUCGAGAAACAAGGUGGUUUACUCCAUGGACAAAGGCAAGGAAGACUGAAGACUUCCCAUUACCCAAGAUCCUCUCUGAGAUAACAGGCCAGUCAACUGUUCCCUUUGGUGAUGGAAUACUGGCCACACCCGACACAUGCAUUGGAAGUGAGGUCUGCGAAGAAAUGUUCAGUGUCCAAAGCAACCAUGUUGCUAUGGCAAUGGAUGGUGUGGAGAUAAUUACUAAUGGYAGCGGAAGCUAUCACCAACUAAGAAAAYUGAAUAAAAGAGUUAAACUUGCAACAUCAGCAACUUUUAAGGGUGGUGGUGUUUAUAUGUACUCAAACUUGCGUGGCUGUGAUGCAGAGAGAGUUUACUAUGAUGGSUGUUGUAUGAUCAUUGUUAAUGGUCAAGUUGUAGCACAGGGUUCCCAAUUCUCUCUACAAGAUGUUGAAGUAGUCACAGCUACUGUUGACUUAGAUGAAGUGCGUUCUUAUCGCUCAUCUUCACCAACGUAUAGUCUAGCAGCGGAGUCACUAUCGCCAUCUUAUCCUCGUAUAAAAGUUGACUUUAGUAUCACUAAGGAAGAUGACUUUACUGUCCCAAUAUCAACACCCAUCAAUUUCCAUUACCAUUCAGCUGAAGAGGAGAUCAGCCUUGGACCUGCRUGCUGGCUGUGGGAUUACUUACGACGCAGUGGACAAGCUGGAUUUCUUCUUCCAUUGAGUGGAGGAAUUGAUAGCUCAUCAACUGCUUGCAUUGUGGCAUCCAUGUGUCAUUUGGUCUGUCAAGCUGUCAAAAAUGGUGAUGAACAAGUCUUGGAAGAUGCACAACGUAUUGUUCGUGACAGUGAGUACAUUCCUACCAACCCUCGUGAAUUUGCCAACAGAAUAUUUGUAACUUGUUACAUGGGAACAGAGAACUCAUCAAGAGAGACAAAGACUAGAGCUGCUAACCUUGCUGAGGAGAUUGGCAGCUACCAUCUAGAUAUUAACAUCRAUACAGCUGUAGCAGCAGUUCUUGCUGUUUUCACCUUAGUUGCCUGCAAAAUUCCAAAGUUCAAAGUCCGAGGUGGUUCAGAUUGUGAGAAUCUUGCACUGCAAAAUGUCCAAGCAAGGUUACGUAUGGUUUUUGCUUAUCUGUUUGCUCAAUUGAUUAUGUGGUCUCGUGGUUUACAAGGAAGUCUACUUGUGCUUGGGUCUGCUAAYGUGGAUGAAAGCUUAAGAGGGUACUUUACCAAGUAUGACUGUUCCAGUGCAGACAUCAAUCCUAUCGGUGGCAUCAGUAAGAAGGACUUACGGUCUUUCAUAUUUUAUUGUGUGGAAAAAUUCAAYUUUAGYUCUUUGAUAACAAUCCUUGGUGCACCACCAACAGCUGAGCUGGARCCMCUUGCUGAUGGACAGAUUCAGCAGACAGAUGAGGAAGACAUGGGGAUGACAUAUGAUGAGUUGUCUGUGUAUGGUCACUAUCGUAGUUUCYUGCGCUGUGGUCCUUACAGCAUGUUCUGUAAGCUAGUUCACCUUUGGCAUGACAAAUGCACACCAGCACAAGUUGCUGAAAAAGUCAAGCUUUUCUUCCGUUUCUAUUCAAUAAAUAGACACAAGAUGACAACUCUUACACCAUCUUACCACGCUGAAUCGUACUCGCCUGAUGACAACAGGUUUGACCAUCGCCCAUUCCUCUAUAACAUCAAAUGGUCAUGGCAGUUCAGCACCAUUAACGACCAUUUGCAACGUCUUCAUAUUACCAUGGCAACACACUGGCGCAAGCAUUACCCACUUGUAAACAAUGACAGUGACUAUAGUAACCAUGAACCAUCYACAUCGUCAGCUGUAGUUACUGUCAAAACUGAAGUACCUGAAAAUGAUUGUUCUGGUCAGAAUGAGAGGUCUCUUGUGAGAGCCUUCCUGGAAAGGAGUCUUGGAGUUCAGUCUCACGAUACUGGUUCAUCAAGUGGYGAUUCAACUACACCUCCAUGUCCAGCCCUUAUUCGUGUUAAACCUGAACCGGUUGAUAAGCAAGAGUUUGAACAAUGCCAACAGUCCCCAUCUUUAGGGCAAAGAGAGUCUUCUCGACGAAGAAAACGAGAUAUUGCAGAGUUUUUGAAUAAUUAUGGAGUCAGAAUGACUGAAAAUGACACUGAAAAGCAGUUGAGAAUGAGCGACACUUGAUGAUCAAGAAAUGAUAUUUUAUGAUAAAUAUUAUUUGCUGAAAUGGUAAAUUAUCAUCUAUCCCUUCUGGUUGCAGUAAGAGUGACUUAGAAUGGYAGACUCCUAGUAAAGGUUAAGGGAAUAUUUUUAUUUUAUUAACCAUCCCUUCUUUAGCCUGCUGAGUCUCCUAAACCACAUCACUUCAAGAAAAUUUUUUUUUCAAAAAUUGCAACAUUAUAAAGCUAGUUCUCAGGUGGCACUGCAUGUAUACAAGGUGACCAGCUGCAGAGUCAGUCAUUAUCCUAGUAUAGUGCAUUCAUAAAUAUUGAACAUUUUGUGAGAAAUUGUACAAAAAUAUUGCACURAUAAAUAAUAGAAAAUGAUUAAAUAGACUGAUUUGGUUAUUUCAGUUUGCAAUCAUUUCAUGAAUAUAUUAGUCUUAUGUUGAGUAAAGCUAGUUGUGCGGUACCUGCAUUAGCUCAGACCACAAUUUAAACUUGCGCUACAAAUGUUUGCGAAAUGGCUCAAGUGAAAUUUAUUGGAGAUGCAUGUAGUGCUUGAUGAAGUUGAAUGUUCUUUUUGGCAUAGUUGUCCAGGAUCUAAAAUAAUCUACAAAAUAUCAUUUUUCAUUAAAUUCAGCUUAUUUGCAUAUUAAGAUAUUUAUUUCAUUACAUGCAAUGCAUAUUUGGAGUGUUAUUUUCCUACAUUUAAUAUUUUAUUAUUUAUUUUGCAUACUUAUACAAGAUUCUACAUAGGUCUUGGUGACCAAUCUCACAGGGUAUUAGUCCAUUUUUUCCUGUUAAUUGUCAAAUUUUAUUUCAGUUUUAAUAACUUCAGAUUUUUCAAUAAAAGUACUAUACAUUU